CAACCAAUGGGAGUUAGGAAGGGAUUUCGGCCAAUGAGAGUAGAGGAGUCCCAGGACACGUGGGUGGGGGAGCUGAGCGCAGAGACCAAGUGGUAAAGCUGGGAGACCGAAAAAAUGCAGACCACCGGGGUACUACUCAUUUCUCCGGCUCUGAUCCGCUGUUGUACCAGAGGUCUAAUCAGGCCUGUGUCUGCCUCGUUCCUGAAUAGGCCAGAGAUCCCAUCUAAACAGCCUACCUACCGCAGCUCCCCACUCCAGGUGGCCAGACGGGAGUUCCAGACCAGUGUUGUCUCCCGGGACAUUGACACAGCGGCCAAGUUUAUCGGUGCUGGGGCUGCCACAGUUGGUGUGGCUGGCUCAGGGGCUGGCAUUGGGACAGUGUUUGGCAGCUUGAUCAUCGGCUAUGCCAGGAACCCAUCUCUCAAGCAGCAGCUCUUCUCCUAUGCCAUUCUGGGCUUUGCCCUGUCUGAGGCCAUGGGGCUCUUCUGUUUGAUGGUUGCCUUCCUCAUCCUCUUCGCCAUGUGAGGCUCCGUGGGGUUACCUACCCGUCCCUGCUACGUCGACUCCAGGCCAUGCCCCGUGCUGGAGUGUGCUAAGCUUUACCAUUAAACACAUUGUUUCUUUAACCUUA
This is a messenger RNA of Choloepus didactylus (southern two-toed sloth), 631 nucleotides long. It is a transcript of the gene ATP5MC1, whose product is annotated as ATP synthase membrane subunit c locus 1. NCBI's taxonomy places the organism in Eukaryota, Metazoa, Chordata, Mammalia, Pilosa, Megalonychidae. The record is from RefSeq and is a predicted model, not a curated record. The transcript is spliced from 5 exons. Gene Ontology annotation, biological process: proton transmembrane transport; proton motive force-driven ATP synthesis. Gene Ontology annotation, molecular function: proton transmembrane transporter activity. The coding region runs from base 115 to 525 and encodes 136 amino acids.